AUGGAGCCGCGUCCGCCUGGGACCGAGCCCCCGCUGCCCCGGGGUCCGGGACCGGGGCCCGAACCGGAGCUGGACCCGGAGCCGGCUUUACAACGGGAGCCAGAACCGGAGCUGGAACCGGAACCCGAGCUAGACCUGGAACGGGAGCCGGACCUGGAACAGGAGCCGGACCUGGCCUCGGACCCGGAGCUGGAGCAAUGGGCACUUGAGGCCGCCGCUCCCGGCGCGGGGCCGCCGCCCUGGUGCCCGGGGGAGGCCGCGGGCAGCCCGGUCCCGGAGGGCCCCGCCGAGCCCCCGCCGGAGGAGGAGCCGCGCCUCCGGCCGGUCUUCGACGCCCUGGACCGCGACGGCGAUGGCUUCGUGCGCGUCGAGGAGUUCGUGCAGUUCGCCACGGCCUACGGCGCCGAGCAGGUAAAGGACCUAACGAAAUACCUGGAUCCCAGUGGAUUGGGAGUUAUCAGCUUUGAAGAUUUCCAUCGGGGGAUCAGAGCCAUCAAAAAUGGAGACCCUGACAGCCAGCUGUAUGAUAUGGGAUAUACCCCCGAGGAGGAAGCCCCGGCCUGUCCUGAUGAGUUUGAUGACUUCGUCACGUUUGAGGCAAGUAUGAGCUCUGCAAAUGAGGUGACUGACAGUGCCUACAUGGGCUCGGAGAGCACCUACAGCGAGUGUGAGACCUUCACAGAUGAGGACACCAGCACCCUGGUCCAGCACGAGAUGCACGACGAGGUGGAGACCGACAGCGCCAUCGAUUCCACUGUGCACUCAGAAUUCACAGAUCCUAUCGAGGAGCCAGAGCAUGGGUCCCAUCCCCACGAGCUGGCCCUGGGCUCCGAGCUCAGCCACUCCAUCGUCACCGUCAUCAGCGGGGAGGAGCACUUCGAGGAUUACGGGGAAGGCAACGAGGCCGACCUGUUCCCAGACCCUUUGUGUAAUGGGGAAAGCAGCUUUGGCAGCUCCUCCUUCCUCUCUCCCAGCACCAAUCCGCUCGCUGCGAAACUGCACAGCAUUCUCGCAGAUGAAGCUUUUGAGUUUUACUGUAGCCAGUGCCACAAACAAAUCAACCGCCUCGAGGAUCUUUCUGCUCGCCUGAAUGAUCUUGAAAUGAAUAGCCCAAAUAAAAGACUCUCCAGCAAGAAGGUGGCAAGGCAGCUGCACCAGACCAGCUCUCUGGCCGUGGGGGUGAUGGAGGAAUCCUACAGGGAGAACCUGGACUGCACCGACGAGGACAUCACUGACAAGGUGGUGUUCCUGGAGAAGCGGGUGACAGAGCUGGAGAAGGACACAGCUGCCAACGGGGAGCAGCACAGCCGCCUCCGGCAGGAGAACCUGCAGCUGGUGCACAGAGCAAACGCGCUCGAGGAGCAGCUGAAGGAGCAGGAGCUGCGGGCUGACCAGACCCUGCUGGAGGAAAUCAAGAAGCAGAGGGAGCUGCUCAGCAAAAUGGAGAGGGAGAAGAGCAUUGAGAUCGAGAACCUGCAGGCCAGGCUGCAGCAGCUGGAUGAUGAGAACAGUGAGCUGAGAUCCUGUGUCCCUUGUCUGAGAGCCAACAUCGAGAGGCUUGAGGAGGAGAAGCAGAAGCUGCUGGAUGAGAUCGAGGACCUCACUGUGCAGCUCACAGAGGAGCAGGAGAAAAAGAGGAAGAUGGGGGACAAGCUGAGUCAGGAGAGGCACCAGUUCCAGAAGGAGAAGGAGUCAACACAGGAGCUCAUCGAGGACCUCAGGAAGCAGCUGGAGCACCUGCAGCUCUUCAAGCUGGAGGCGGAACAGCGCAGGGGCCGGAGCAGCAGCAUGGGACUGCAGGAAUACAACAGCAGGACACGGGAGACAGAGCUGGAGCAGGAGAUCAAGCAGCUCAAGCAGGAUAACAGGAACCUGAAGGAGCAGAACGAUGAGCUGAAUGGGCAGAUCAUCAACCUGAGCAUCCAGGGAGCCAAGAACCUGUUCUCAGCCUCCUUCUCUGAGUCCCUGGCAGCGGAGAUCAGCUCUGUCUCCAGAGAUGAGCUCAUGGAAGCAAUCCAGAAGCAAGAGGAGAUCAACUUCCGCCUGCAGGAUUACAUCGACAGGAUCAUCGUGGCCAUCAUGGAGACCAACCCCUCCAUCUUGGAGGUCAAGUAA
This is a messenger RNA of Cinclus cinclus, 2115 nucleotides long. RefSeq names its product RAB11 family interacting protein 3 (gene RAB11FIP3). Bases 1 to 2115 code for a protein of 704 amino acids. Gene Ontology annotation, molecular function: calcium ion binding. Gene Ontology annotation, biological process: regulation of cytokinesis; endocytic recycling. The transcript is spliced from 15 exons. Gene Ontology annotation, cellular component: endocytic vesicle; cleavage furrow; midbody. The record is from RefSeq and is a predicted model, not a curated record. Lineage: Eukaryota; Metazoa; Chordata; Aves; Passeriformes; Cinclidae.